AUGAAAAAGAGAAAUAGUAGUGGUAGUCAUUUAUCUCAUGAUGAAACCGCUGCUACUUCAACAAGUCAUGUAGUCAAUAAAAAUAAUAAGAAUAAUAACAAUAAUAGUAACAACAAUGAUUCAAACAAGAAGAGAAAAUCACCUGAUAUUCAAAAUCAAGAGAACUUAGGUGAUAUUAAUAAUAGUAGUACAAGCAAGAGCACAAGUACUUUGACAUCAAACGACAAUAAUAAUAAUAAUAAUAAUAGUAAUAGCAAUAAUAGUAAAGAGUUAGAGUUGGCAAGACAGAAACUAGAGGAAGAGUACAAUCAGAGAAAGAAAGAGCUAGAGGAUGAAAUAGAAAGACAGAAAAAGUUAAAAACUACGAGUAGAGCUAUUAGUAAUAGUGGUGAAGAAUCUUCAAAACGAAAUAAGUCAAAUAAUAAUAAUAACAAUAGUCAUAAACAUAAUCAUCAACAUCAUUCAAAUAGAAAUGAUGAAGAAGAAAUAGAAUUUACAACGACAACAACUACCACUACAACAACGACAUCAAAUAGCAAUAUCAAUAAUAAUAAUGAUACUUCUGAAGAUAACAACAAUAAAUCAAGAUCCGAACUUCAGCAACAACAACAACAACAAGAGCAACCAAAGAAAUUAAAAGUACAAGAUAAUAGUAAACAUAAAGAAAAGUCAAAAGUCAACAACAGCAACAAACAUAAUAAUAAUAAUAAUAAUAAAAAUAAUAAAAAUAUUGAUGACGAUGGUGAUAAUCAUGAUGGCGAUGAUGAAAAUGGUAAUAGUAAUGGUAACGUUACUGAGAAUGAUGACAAUAAUAAUAAUAAUAAAUCAAAAAGAAAAGGAAUAAGAAAAGUAAAUGAGAGUGGCGGUAUAGCUGGGAAAUCAGAAGUUCCUGCAAAUCGAUUAUUAGAAUCCCCAUUAGAAAAUGGUGAAACAAUUAAGAAUAACGGUCACCAGAAACACAAUAACAAAACCAAAAAUAACAAUAAUCAACCAUCCAUUUCAACAAAACCAACAAUCCAACAAAUAGAUAAUAAUAAUAAUUCAAAUUCUGGAAAAUCUUCAAAAGAAAUGGAAACUAUAAAUAAUAAUUCUGAUAAUGGUAAUCUUAAGAGAAAUAAUAGAAAUUAUAAAUCAAAUACUACAACUACAACAACCACAACAACAACUACAAAUUCAAACUACAACAACAAUAAUAAUAAUAAAGAAAAUAAAGAAAAAGAAAAUAAAAAUAAAAAAUAA
Molecule: messenger RNA, 1239 nt
Organism: Heterostelium album PN500
Lineage: Eukaryota; Evosea; Eumycetozoa; Acytosteliales; Acytosteliaceae
Product: GATA-binding transcription factor
Exons: 4
Coding region: 1-1239 (412 amino acids)
Source: RefSeq, a predicted model, not a curated record